CUUCCGCAGUCGACUCGCCAGUUGACACGAAACGUGCACACAUUGUUUACCAUUUUUCAUGCGUCACACUGAGUCAUCGUCAAAGUUUUCAAUCUGGAUUUAGCAGUAAAACAAUAUUACUCCUGAAGUGCUAUGCAUAAUUCAGAGGCUGAUGGAGGAUCUUUCCUCCUGUACGAGCAAGACGGAGUUCUAUUGACUACGAAAGGAAUUAGUGGAGACAGUUCUAAUCUUCAUCUAGGAAAGUUACGCAUCGUUAAAGAGAAAACAGGAAUAUACAUGCUAUGGUUAAGUGAGGAAAACAUUGGAGGUCCCCCAUUCUCUGGAUCAGCAGAAACUGAUUGGACUGUGAUUAACCCUAAUCAAGGCUCUGUUGGGUAUCACAGUAAUGGUAUCGGAAGGCCCAUACGUUUUGAAGUAGAGGAUUUGAAGUGCAUCUGUUUGUCUCCAUUAUCUGAAAGCAGUGGCCAACCUAGAAGACACAAUAGUGGGGCCAAAGCAGACCCUGCAAGGACUUGCAAUGUAACAUUUGUGCAAACUGACGGAACAACAUAUUCUAACCUUAUUUUUCCCGGUGGAUCAACAUCUGGUCUACUUGAUGCUCUUACACAGCAUUUAGUGUUGAAACGAUCUUGCCAUGAUGACUCGAUGAUUUUGUGUGAACCCAAAUCCCCAAAAGCAAGAAGAGAUCCGUAUGAGCGAUCACUAGCUGAACUCCGCCUUUUCCCGGAUAAAAACCCUGCCGCUAUGCAUUCAGCCAGCUAUGCUAGAUUAGGCCAGUUGGGUCAAAUUGGUGUUGGAGCCUGGAGAUUCGUAAAUGAUCUGAAGAGAGAUCCUUACACUGCAACAAUGACAGCUUUUUCAAAAAUAUCAGAUUACUUACUGCAUGAAGAGGAAAAGGCAAACGAAGACAUCGCAGAAUUACUUCAUAAGAGUUUGUCAUUGGAUGAACCCACAACGGCUGUUCAACGCGUUCCCAUUGCCAACUACGAUGCAGAUGAAAACACGGUGCUUGUGGGUAGCUCUGAUUCUUCUGUUGAAGGGUAUGAAGUAAUUCAACCUCCAGUGGCAGAUCUGAUUUCGAGACCGAAAGUUCUACGAGGGCAACCCUUAACCGAAGUGGAGUGGCAAACCUAUUUCGAUGAUGAAGGACUGAUCCAGAAUUCAGAGGAGAUUCGCCGCAAAAUAUUUUCAGGGGGAAUAGAGCCGUCAAUCAGAAGCGAAGUCUGGAAAUUCCUUUUAGGCUACUACCCCUGGAACACAAGCCAGGUUGAGAGGAAAGAGCUACGUGACACAAAAGAAGAAGAUUACUUCCGCAUGAAGCUUCAAUGGCGUUCAAUGUCUGCCGAUCAAGAAUCUCGUUUUGCCGCUUUCAAGCAACGAAAAGAUUUAAUUGAAAAAGAUGUUAAUCGAACAGAUCGAACAAUUCCCUUUUAUGCUGGUGAGAAUAAUGCCAACGUGUCCACCCUUCGUGAUGUUCUCAUGACGUACAUGAUGUACGAUUUCGACUUGGGAUAUGUUCAGGGUAUGAGCGAUUUGUUAGCCCCGCUUCUCUACGUUCUAGAUGACGAGGUAGAUGCCUUUUGGUGUUUUGUGGCAUACAUGGAGCGCGUAAAUUUGAACUUCCAGCUAGACCAGGCCGGUAUCAAGCGACAAUUGAGCCAACUUCGAACACUAGUGCAAGCUGUUGAUCCUCAUUUGGCCUCCUAUCUGGAUACUCGCGACUCUGGCAACUUGUUUUUCUGCUUUCGCUGGCUCUUGGUUCUCUUCAAGCGCGAGUUCAACUACCCCCAAAUUCUGCGCUUAUGGGAAAUCUUCUGGACAGAUGGGCCAUUCCACGGCGACUUAGAUUCGUAUUCAUCAUCCAAUUUUCACCUAUUACUCGCCCUUAGUAUUUUGGACAGUCAAAGGAACACUAUCCUGGAAAAUCGUUUUGGAUUUACUGAAAUACUUAAGCAUGUAAACGAUCUGGCGUUGUACAUUGACCUGGAAGAUGCGCUAGCAAAAGCUGAAGGAAUUUUCAUACAAAUUAAAGACUCUCCUUCGGUUGGUAAAGAAGUCCGUAGCGUACUCGGACUUAGAGAAACGAGCGGCUCAUCUGAUGACAGUCCAUCUUCGAAUAGUACGGAUUAUCUAUCUGAGGAGCGCUACGAAACUGCGCUGGGCCUUCAUUAUCUGUAAAGUACUGAUUACGAUUAUAGCACUAUUUUCACGUUGUAUUUCUUGAGUGGUUAUAAUCCACGCGGUUUCGUUAAUAAUAAGGAUAUAGUU
Messenger RNA from Daphnia carinata, 2268 nucleotides. Its product is annotated as TBC1 domain family member 15-like. The transcript is spliced from 14 exons. NCBI's taxonomy places the organism in Eukaryota, Metazoa, Arthropoda, Branchiopoda, Diplostraca, Daphniidae. Gene Ontology annotation, molecular function: GTPase activator activity. Bases 133 to 2178 code for a protein of 681 amino acids. The record is from RefSeq and is a predicted model, not a curated record. Gene Ontology annotation, biological process: activation of GTPase activity.